UGAUUGCUCCUUCAGGUCUUUGAAUUGCUGUGACUAACAGCCACUAGGUGUCAUGUUCUGCUAGGUUGCUUCAACAAGCUGCUGGAGAGAGCCCAGAGUAUAAUCCUUUCUCUGUAUAAUGGUUGAAAGUGGUCAUGAUGCUAAUUACCUGUGCAAGUUACCUGAAAAUUUUGCUGAAGUGUUACAUCUUUCCCAAAGAUGCAGAUCUCAUGUUUCUGAGAGGUAUCUUGCAGAAAACCUUCAACCCUGGUGCCCGCACCGAAGCGUGACUGAAACCUCCAAGGAGGAGGAUGGUCCAGGGCAGACGGACGCUGACCUUGGGUUUUGGAGCGGGGGCAAGACUGUCUUGCGUGAUACUUGUGCUACUCACAGCAGUGAACUGUUACAGUGUGAAAGCUGCUACUCGUGUUCAGGAUGCCUUUGCUGCGGCAAAACUGCUGGCGCUGGCUCUGAUCAUCAUUCUUGGCUUCGUUCAGCUUGCAAAGGGUGACGUGACAAACCUGACUCCUGAACAUUCCUUUGAAGGUACAAAAGUCGAUGUGGGGAGCAUUGUGUUAGCCUUGUACAGCGGUCUCUUUGCCUAUGGAGGAUGGAAUUACUUGAAUUUUGUCACAGAAGAGAUGAUAAAUCCCUACAGAAACCUGCCUCUGGCUAUCAUCAUCUCACUACCUGUAGUCACUUUGGUUUAUGUGUUGACAAACUUAGCUUACUUCACAACCCUGUCGACAGAGCAGAUGCUGACGUCCGAAGCUGUGGCUGUGGAUUUUGGCAACUAUCACCUCGGUGUCAUGUCCUGGAUCAUCCCUGUCUUUGUUGGCUUAUCGUGCUUUGGAUCUGUUAAUGGAUCUCUCUUCACUUCUUCCCGACUGUUCUUUGUGGGAUCCCGAGAAGGACACCUGCCUUCAAUCCUGUCUAUGAUUCACCCUCGGCUUCUCACUCCAGUGCCAUCCCUCAUCUUCACGUGUGUCAUGACCCUGCUGUAUGCAUUCUCCAACAACAUUUUCUCAGUCAUCAACUUCUUCAGCUUCUUCAACUGGCUGUGCGUGGCUCUGGCCAUCAUUGGCAUGAUGUGGCUGCGUUACAAGAAGCCAGAGUUGGAAAGGCCCAUCAAGGUGAAUAUCUGCCUGCCCAUUUUCUUCAUCCUGGCCUGCUUGUUUCUCAUCGCUGUUUCCUUCUGGAUGACGCCGAAGGAAUGUGCUAUUGGUUUUGCAAUCAUCUUCAGUGGGAUCCCCGUUUACCUCUUUGGGGUCUGGUGGCAAAACAAGCCCAAGUGGAUUCUCCAAGGCAUCUUCUCCACAACAGUCCUGUGCCAGAAACUGAUGGAGGUGGUUCCACAAGAAUCAUAAGCGGGAAAAGCAGAGACGUUCAGCUUGAGGAAACGCACAAUAUUAUUUUAAGACGACACAAGAAGAAAAUGCUUCUGAUCCCUCAUGAAAUGAAACCUAGGCGCUGGAGCACCCCGUCAGAGCUGCUUCACGUCUGACGCUGUGCCACCUGCUCUGCCUUGCCUCUUCCAGCUCUCCUGUCACCACCUUUUAGCCUGGCAAAUGAGCAACCCUGUGAUGAAAAGUUGUUGGUACAAACAUGGGCCAGGAAAGGAAUUCCAACUUCAAAAGGAUCCAGUGUGUCUGGCAGCAGGGAGUCCCAUGAGCCUGUGUGUGCGUGAUGUCGAGAGCUGUACUUCAGUUCUGUGUAGGCUUACUCGUUUUGUUUUGUAAAACUAAAGUUAGCAACGAGCUGCAUAUCCUCAAGGCUAUGGUGGAACUGCUCACAGACACGAUUUUAGUGAUGUCAGCCAAGCGAAUGGCCAGCCUCAGGGGCUGGGAUUGUGCACCGUAACGUGGCUGCAGGGCGGUCCUGCGUAGGACCCGUCUGACUUACCUGGCCAAGGGAGGUGUUUGAAAAGCAAAGAUGGUUAAAGUGCUUUGGCUGACGUUAGCUCACAGACGCGCGUGCGCACACACACAUACACACACACACACACGCACUCG
This is a messenger RNA of Struthio camelus australis, 1991 nucleotides long. Lineage: Eukaryota; Metazoa; Chordata; Aves; Struthioniformes; Struthionidae. The record is from RefSeq and is a predicted model, not a curated record.